This is a messenger RNA of Colletotrichum orchidophilum, 945 nucleotides long. RefSeq names its product NmrA-like family protein. NCBI's taxonomy places the organism in Eukaryota, Fungi, Ascomycota, Sordariomycetes, Glomerellales, Glomerellaceae. The coding region runs from base 1 to 945 and encodes 314 amino acids. The record is from RefSeq and is a predicted model, not a curated record. The transcript has a single exon.
AUGGCUCCAACACGAAAGGUCCUCGUUCUAGGCGCAACAGGCAAUCAAGGCGCCGCUGUCGUCGACGCCCUCCUCGACCUCCCACCCAGCUCACCACCCCUCGAAAUCCUCGCCCUGACACGAAGUCCCGACUCCGAAAAGAUCCAAUCCCUCAUCGAGACAGCAAAGACCAAGGGUGGCGUCGCCGUCACCCCCGUCCAGGGAGACCUCAACGGCUCGCCCGCGCCAGUCUUCGAGGCCCAUCCCCGUGUCGACACGGUCUUCAUUGUAACCACCAUUGGCAACGAGGACGUCAUCGGCAAGGCCUGGGUCGACGCCGCCAUUGACGCCGGCGCAGCCUCGCAAAUCGUCCUGACCUCCGUCGACCGCGGCGGCGAGGACAAGUCGUGGGCGAACCCGACCGACGUGCCGCACUUUUUGCAGAAGCACGCCGUGGAAGUCCACCUCCGCGACCGCGCCGACGCGCUGGACAAGAGCGGCCGGAAACUGCGCUGGACCAUCCUGCGCCCGACGGCGUUUUUCGACAACACCAACCCGGGCAUGUUUGGCAAGGUGUUUGCCGCCAUGUGGUCCACGCUACCCGCCGACCGGAGCCUGCAGCUCGUUUCGGGGCGGGAUAUCGGUCUCUUUGCGGCCAAGGCCGUCGCGGAGCCCGAAAAGUGGAAUCGGAGAGCCGUGUCGCUCGCGGGCGACAGUCUUACCUACGCCCAGGCGAGGGAGACGUUUAAGAGAGUCGUCGGCAGCGAGAUGCCGCAGACGUACACAAUCUUCGGGAGGGGCAUGCUCUGGGCUAUUGCGGAUGUGGGCAAGAUGUUUGAAUUCUUUCGGACAGAGGGAUAUGGGGCGGAUAUUCAGGUUUUGAGGAAGGAGGAGCCGCGGUUGCAGACCUUUGAAGCUUGGCUGAAGGAGAGCAGUAGAUGGAAGAAGGAAAUCAGCGGAGUCUAA